CCAAGCCCUUACCCCUUUCCUUUGGUUUGUUGUUCCUCCUUUAACUUUUUAAAAUAUGAAAAUGACACACCCUAUUCACAUUUUUUAGACAGCUAGAUGGUGACUGACAAAGUAUUGACAGCAAAGCAAGAAAUUAUUGAAUGUGUUACAUCAGUGGCCGUGACAUCUCAAGGAAGACUUCCUAGGGAAACGUUUCCAGUACAGAUAGUUGAAGAAGCUAUGGGAUGUUUGGACAAUAAUGAGAAGCAAAGAGGAAGUAAUGAUACAAGCAACAAAACGAGUUCACGUUCUUCUCAGGAAAGUGAUUUCAGUCUGGCAACCUUCAACAAGAAAACCCCUACAGAACAGAACACCUUUGAGUGUAAUAGUGAAGGAAUUCUCUGUCUACACUCACAAGGCACCACACAGCCCAGAACUCACACAGGAAAACUGUUCUAUGAGUGCUUGGACUGUGGAAAAACAUUUUGCCAUAGGUCAAAGCUGAUUAGACAUCAAAGAAGUCAUACUGGAGAGAGACCUUAUGAAUGUAAAGAAUGUGAAAAAGCCUUUGGUUUCAGAACAGAUCUUGUUAGACAUCAGAGAAUUCACAGUGGUGAAAAACCCUACAAAUGUUGUGACUGUGGAAAAGCUUUCAGGGGCAGCUCGGGGCUCAUUAGGCAUAGGCGAAUUCAUACUGGAGAGAAACCUUAUGGUUGUGAUGAAUGUGGGAAAGCCUUCAGCCAGAGCUCUACUCUUAUUCAGCAUAAGAUUCAUAGUGGAGACAAAGGCUAUGAAUGUACUGAAUGUGGUAAGGCUUUUAGGAGAAGUUCUGUUCUUAUGGAACAUCAAAGAAUCCAUACUGGUGAGAAACCUUAUGAAUGUAAUGAAUGUGAAAAAUCUUUUAAUCAAGGCUCAGCACUCAUCCAGCACCAGAGAACCCAUUCUGGAGAAAAGCCUUAUGAAUGUUAUGAAUGUAGGAAAACAUUUAGGCAUAGGUCAGGCCUUAUGCAGCAUCAGAGAACACACACCAGAGUUCAACUCUGUGGGUAAAAGUUGUUAAUUGUGAAAUACUAGGAAUUCACUUUAAAGGUGAG
Messenger RNA from Phodopus roborovskii (desert hamster), 1073 nucleotides. Its product is annotated as zinc finger and SCAN domain-containing protein 30-like. The record is from RefSeq and is a predicted model, not a curated record. NCBI's taxonomy places the organism in Eukaryota, Metazoa, Chordata, Mammalia, Rodentia, Cricetidae.